Microplitis demolitor is the source of this 6637-nucleotide messenger RNA. RefSeq names its product serine-rich adhesin for platelets. The record is from RefSeq and is a predicted model, not a curated record. Bases 507 to 5930 code for a protein of 1807 amino acids. The transcript has 7 exons. Gene Ontology annotation, molecular function: ATP binding; transmembrane receptor protein tyrosine kinase activity. NCBI's taxonomy places the organism in Eukaryota, Metazoa, Arthropoda, Insecta, Hymenoptera, Braconidae. Gene Ontology annotation, cellular component: signaling receptor complex. Gene Ontology annotation, biological process: cell surface receptor protein tyrosine kinase signaling pathway; positive regulation of kinase activity; protein phosphorylation.
UGUGCGCCAAGCACUUCCUUAUAAAAUACAGGUAGCUCGUGUAAAUAAUUAUUUUAAUUACAACAACAACAACAACAACAACAAUAACAAUUACUGUACUUAACAGCAGUAAAAUAUAAAAGUAAACUAUAAAUAAUUACAAAUAAUUAAUUACCGAUCGUGUACUUCGAUUGUUAACUCAGUCGAUUACCAUUCAUUUUUUUUUUGACGUUAAUUAAAUUUAAAUAACGUCUAAAGUGACUCUACUCGAUAAACAUUACGGCAAAAUGAUUAAAUAAAUAUAAAUAAUAAAAGUUUUUAAUAUAAAUAAUUACAAUAAUAAAUACUAAAAUUGGAUACGAGUAAAUACCGGUCUGUUAUUUAAAUAUAUAUAAAAUAUAUAUAAACAAAAUGUAAUGACGGGGACGAGGCUUCGUAAAACGGAGUGGAUAAGGCUCCCGCGAGCUUUGAAGUGAUUGUUUAUUUUCUUCUUUUUUAAUUUAUUAUUUUUUUAUCACGCCAUCAAGAUGAUGGUCGUUCGGCUGGUGCUCACGACGACAUUAUUUCUACUGGUUAUCGGGAAUUCAACGAGUCAGCUGCGGGAUGAACUUGUCGCGACAACUAAAGAUCCUCAGUCGGUUGAUAAAGAUGAAAUACAAGACCACCGACAGAGCAGGACAGCUUCGCACACGGAAUCGCCAACGUUCAAGGCGAAGCGUGAGCAAAUAUUCCGAAAUCGGUUGGCAGCUCGUCGGCGUCAGGCCUUGACGCGAUCAAACAUUUCCUCUAAAAGUCACUUAAAUUCGACUCUACGUUCUAAACCUGCUGCUAACGUGUCAAAAAAUUCCGUGGAUAUGCUCCAAGUCCAAGAAACUAGACACAGCGUCUACGUGACCGCGCCGUCCGAUGACCAGCCUUCGGUGAUUAUUGAUGAUAGUGAUGAUGACGAUGAUGCUGGCGAAGGUAGUGACGUCGAAAGUCACUCAAUGUCAAAACUUUCAACAGAAGAUCGUGCGUCAGAGUCAAAAGAUCAAAAUCACGGGACAAUAACUUCAUCAGCACGUAAUUCAUCAGUAAAAAAUUCAUCUUUGUCUUCUUUACGAAUUCAAAAGAAUGAUGACCAGUCACUGUCUCAGUCUCAGUCUCAGUCAAGACGUAAAAAUACCGUAGUGAUGCCCGAGUCUCUUUACAAUCACUUCCGUCCAGUCGAGAGGAAUAUUCCUAUCGAAGAUAUGACGCAGUUUCGAUACUUCGGUCAAAAAAUACGUCCAGAAAAUACGACGAGCAACAAUUCCGUGGAAGUGACGUCUGUAUCGCCGAGCUCAUCACAAAAUCGUCGACGUUUUUUUGUAAAAGGCUUGAGUACUACGGCAACGCCGUCGUCGGUACCGGGAUUAUCACCUGGCACUGCAAUUCCUAAGCUAGAAGAAAUUAUAAACGAAGAGAUGAAUAUCGCAGUGGAGAAAUCAACCGUUGAGCGCAACAAAAUUCCAAAGACUAAGAAUGUCUUUAGAAGUACGAGUUUGUAUUUAAGAAAAAGUCCAUCUGCAACGUCCCAAGUAUCGGGUUCGCCACAAAUCAGAGCGUCAGAUCCUACGAUUAUGUCAAACAUUAUUGGAACAAAUAGAAGCAUUCACGAGUCGUCCGCUCACGCUACAGAGCAGUUGGUGGUAACAGCCUCGGUUAAAGAGGAGAAGGAAAAGAAAGAGGAAAAGAAGAAGGAUCAGUUAAGAGUUAAUUCAGCCUACCAGAUAAACGUCUCGACCCAGAUUCCUGAGGAGCCACACCAACGCAACCUACUAAGAGUAGGAAAUGAGUUUGAGAGCGAAAUUACGGAUUCCAACGAUGUUACGACUACCAGUUCUUUACACACCCGAGAUUACCAAAGCGACGAGUCCAACAACAACAACAACAACAACAUCAACAAAAAUGACAAAAACAAUGACUCACCGAUAAUAAAAUUUGAGAAGCAACCCAAGAAUUUUAUACGCAAUAAAAAAAGCGGAAUUUCGCGAAUGGACCGACGAGCUGACGAACUCGAUUAUACCACCAGCUCUACCACUACCACCGCAACCGCCACAAAGACAUUAUUCUUUGGCGAUAAAACCGCCGAUGAGCAAAAAAGAUCCCCAGGAAAAACACGCGGGACACCAGGCGACACCGCAGUGCCUUCGGAGUCAUCAUCUGCGCCUCAAGUGCCAGCCGAACCGGCUAGAAUCUCGACAUGGUUGUCCAUCAACUCUGACCCAGUGACACCCUCCAUAGAUAGGAACAAUCGCUUGGCCACUUCCACCACCGAGAGUCCAAUAAGUGACCCCGUCACGGUCCAGUCUCUCCAUCAAUACCAGCAGCAGCAGCAGCAGCAUUCGUCACUUCGCAUAGUUGUAACGGAGCCAGCGGUAUCGGGAAUUGAGUCCGCUGGCGAGCGUAACUAUCAGAGUACCGUUAAGACGGGAAAUUCGUCUCAUUCGGAGAGCUCUGAGGCGAAUGCCUUAGCGGCUAGAGAUCUUACCGAGAGGCUCAUUGCCUCGGGGGACAUUAUUACAACGACUUUAGAGACAUUAACAUUAACAACCUCGGCAACAGGUACAGACACUGGUACUCUCGAGCCAGCAACAGGUAUGCCGGUAAAUGAAGAACAAGUAGUAGAAGCACCUGUUGCUUUAGCACAGCAGAUGCAACACCCGUAUGCCUACACAAUCACAAACAUAACACGGCUGCUGGGCAACUACUCCGGGCACGGACCUGGGUCAAACGACAAAGCAUCGUCCAGUAGUAGCACGCCGACGACAUCAACGACGAGCACGACAACAACAAAGUCCACUACGUUGACGUUAAAAGAACAAGUAAAUUCAUCGUUUUCUUCUCCUUCUACCCAUACCGCAGCACUCGGAGCUCUAGAGUCGACGCGCACGCCCGGCCCAGUCAGUGUUGGUCCGACUGCCGUUGAAUACAGUGCUACAAGUCCGAGGAGCACCAGUAGUAGUAGUAGUAGUAGUCCACUAACCAGCGGCACCAGUAACACCAGUCCGUUGGUGGGAGAACGCGGUAGAAAAGGUACAACUUUACAGCAACGCGUCGCCACAGUUCACCGCAACACUUCGUACGAGAAUACGGUUGAGGCUACAACUCUCAGAGCUAUCACGACAACUGGCACCGAUACUGCUACUGAUACUGAUACUGACACUGACACUAAUAUUGACAUUAAUACCGAAGAGUCUUCCUCAUUACUCAGAUGGAAUUACACGUCAACGACUGGUGAAACUCUUGCCGGUCGUCAAAAGGAAGUUAUUAAUGACCGAAGGUACUUGAGGAAGUCUGCCAGUGCUGUGUUGAAUCAGAGAAUCAGUGCGGACGAGUCAAUCAGGGAUUUUAAGAGACGUCGCAGUGACACCAGGAGUAGUACCAGCAGUAGUAGUAGUAGUAGCAGUAGAAUUAAAGGACGUGUUGAUGAAAGAGUCGCCGGGUCAAGAUCCAUUGACGCUAAAGAUGAGCUGAUUGACUUGGCUCACGAUAACAAUAAUAAUAGAAGCACAGUAAACAUUAAUAAUACUGACACCAUGGGGAAAUCUGGCGUCAACUCGAGUCUGUCUGCUGAAAUGGUUAAUGAAGCGUCGAAAGUGAUUGAUGACCCGAAGCCUCAAGAUGCUGCAACCAGUAGUGACAAAUUGAACUUUAGCACGGAUCCACCGAGUGCGAGCAAUGUCGUUAAUGAUAGUAAUAGUAAUAAUAGUAAUGUGUCGACUAGUGAUCGAGUAAUUGAAACUGGUGAUAAGUCAAAUGACUACAAAAUGACCUCGACGAAACCAACAACUGAGACAGUGACAUCUAGGCCAUUAACUAGCACAUCUAGCACAGUGACGACGAUAAAAACACCAAUGGCUACGAGAGCAAGCCCAGUUUUUCCGGUGACCCCGAUGCUUUUUAACGGAACGAACAAGGUCGCCAAAGAAGAAGAUGGAGAAAAAAUAGAGUCGAAUACGGAAAGUCCAAGGAUACCUGACAGGCCGUUUGGAAUCGCCAAGGAUUUAGAUCCUUCGGAAAUACAGAAGAUGUACCGGUCGCAAACAACCUUGAAACCGGAGCCGGGUAUGACGACACUUCCGCCCGAGGUCUUGAGGUCCAACACAGUGACCUCUCAACCGAAAAUGGACACGACGAGCAAGAAACUGAGCAGUGAGAGGUCGCCGGAGGUGAGGGCGAGAAAUCUCUCGGACAAGACCAAGGACAAAGACGACGUGUUGCCUAUAAUGCAUCUCUACAAUACUUCGAACAUCUUCAACGGGACGAUGAAGGACUUGGAAGACGUGCAGACAGAUCUCCCAGUGGCAAAACCAACUGCGGAAGCAACGACACUCAGUCCGAACCCCGAAAUUAACGCAAAAAAUUUAAACGCGACACGCUCCGAGAGCAAGGAACGUGACCAAGUUCCUGAUUCCAAAGAUGUCAAGAUUGGGAGCGUGUUGAAGGGCAAUAAAAGUCGGCAAGAAGUUAACCGGGAAGCUGGUAGUCAAAAUUCCACCGCGAAAUGGCCGAAUACCUCCUCGUCCCCGUCUUUGUCUUCGUCAGCGAGCAACAGAACGAGGCACCGGCCGAAUUAUUACUCCGGGCCACCAGAGUCAAAUGGCUUUCACCCAGAAUUAAAUUCAACUUUUUACGAACCCGGAAUUAUUCCAGUUACACCGCGAGAUCCAAUUAACAUCAGUGAAGUCAUCACUAAACGUCACGACGGCGACACUUUGGCAACUCAGGAGACCGUCGUUAUCGUCAGCUACAUCCUCGCCAGUCUCGUUUUCUUCCCAAUUGUCGUCGGGGUCGUGCUAAUCUUCAGAAGACUGAUAAUUAAGAAUCGCAAGGUGCUGGAGGAGUCUGACACAUCAUCAGAGAUAAGCUGCAGGAAGGAUGCGCUGAAUCUCGAGAAUGGGGACUUCAAGACCUCGAUCGAAAAAGCGAUAACGAAAUUGCCGAGGAUACAGCAUCUCUGUCAUGAAGCCGAGAAACCGGCGCCUCCAGCGAAACAGGAGUCGCGAUGGGAGUUCCCGCGUGAUAAACUACGGCUUCAAACAGUUCUGGGACAGGGUAACUUUGGACAGGUCUGGAAAGCUGAGGCCGAUGACUUGACCGGUCACAAGGGAACCACCAGGUUGGUUGCCGUCAAGACUGUCAAAGAAGGAGCCUCCGCUCGGGAAAAAGAAGACCUCGUAAGAGAGCUAGAGAUCAUGCAGCAGCUGGGGAAUCAUCCCAAUGUUGUCACUCUGCUGGGCUGUUGCACUGAAGAAGAACCGCACUACCUAAUUCUCGAGUACGUAAUGUAUGGGAAAUUGCUGGCGUACUUACGGGACCAUCGGACAAGACAAGAUUUUUAUAACUUUAGCGAAGAUUCAGCAGCAUUGACCUCCCGAGACCUCACGGUGUUUGGAUACUGCGUCGCUCGGGGCAUGGAAUACCUCGCAUCUAAAAAGAUAAUACACAGGGAUUUAGCGGCACGUAAUGUCCUGGUAGAUCACAAUAAAUUAUGCAAAAUAGCAGACUUUGGGAUGUCGAGGUUCGCAAAUGAAGAUGGCGAAUGCAUUGAAACACGACAUGGAAGAAAUGCUCUGCCAAUCAGAUGGAUGGCUCCCGAGUCAUUGAUUUAUUCGUUAUUUACAACUAAAACCGAUGUAUGGAGUUUUGGAAUUCUCAUGUGGGAAAUAGUAACUCUUGGCUCGACGCCCUAUCCAGACAUGGCUGCUAGAGAGGUUAUGCGAAAUGUACAAGAUGGUUACCGGCUCGAACGACCAUCGCACUGUCGCAGCGAACUCUUCAGGGUAAUUGCGAGAUGUUGGCAUGCUGACCCCGACCGACGUCCAGAGUUUCAGUUACUCAGGCGCGAUCUGGCCCAACUUCUUGAAGACAACAUGAAUGGACACUACGUCGAUCUUGAAAGUUACGCGUCAGAAUGCACAGACUAAUUAAUCAAAAGUGCAGUGCGUGGUAUUUAAAAAUUACCUACUAAAUUAAUUUAAAAAAAAAAAAAAAAAAUAUUAGGCUAGUGAUUUCUACGCCAUCAAAGACACUAAUUUUUUAAAAAUUGAGGCUGACGAGGUACAAAAAAAGGAUUCGGCUUAAAUUAACAUCCGUCAAUUAUCAAUAAUUAUUUUUAUCUACUUAUUAAUUAAUAAAUUCAUACAAAGACGUCUUCCAUUUUUUUACGACUGUCUUUUACUGUAAAUACGAUACGCGGCUCCGAGUCGCAAAUCAAAAAUACAAAAAAAAUGCAAGCAAUUUUAAAAUAAAUUCUCUACAAAUUUAUAUAAAUAUAUAUAUAUAUAAGUUUUAUAUUUAACGUGUGUAUAAACCUAAGGUUACUUCUAAUCAUUCUAGUCUUUUGACGGGCUGGAGUUGAGAUCGGCUUAUCGAAUUUAUUUUAUUGAGACGAGCACAUUUGUGUGAUAAUUAAUUUUAAUUCGUUUAUUUCUAUAAAUUUAUAUAUUAUAUUAUUAAAUAAUUUUGUUUUUAAAAUUAUAAACAAUCAAAAGAUUCGAUACUCGAUUAAAUCUCCAGGUUCGUCAGCUGAUACUUUAUAUAAGUAUUUACUUAAUAACUUUUUAUUGUAAAACUCGAUAUAAAUUUUCAUUGUAACGAAAAUUUAAAUAAAUUUAAAUGAUUAAAUCAUUUU